UGGACCAAAGCGGAACGUACGGAGGCGAACGAUCCAUAUUAAAGACGAGCAAUAAACGAUAACUGAAACUGAUAAGCGACUAGCGAUUAUCGAUUAACGAUCAACGAUCAACGAUCAACGAUCAACGAUUACUGUGCUUCUGUUUGCCUGCAUUGAGUGUGUGUGCGUGUGUGUGUGCUUGUGUGAUUGAGUGAGUGUUUUCGAUUGGAUUUCAGCUGUCAGUCCGUCGACAUGGCCAACUUUCUGGCGCUGUGCCUGCGCCUCGGCCUGGUUCUGGUCCUGGCCGCCGCCGCCGCCGCCGCCGCCGGCGUGGCCGGGGCUGAGGUGAAGGCCGCCGACAAGGAAAUGACCCCGCUGAUCAUCGAGCAGUCCACGGAGUCGCCCAUUGCGGAUAUGGCGCUGAUUGAGGAUGCGCCCGUGGUGCCCAAGCAGCCCACCGAGAAGCCGCCCGUAGCCAAAGCCAAAGCCCAAGCCCAGCCAUCGGACGAGAAGUCCGCCCAGCCGCACACCGUCGCCGACUUCAUCAUCCAUCCCCUGAUCGCGUUCAAGCCGCGCCAGGCCACCGUCGAGGAGAUGCAGGCGCAGUCGCAGGGCAAGCAGGCGUCGUCCAGCUCGACUACGUCCAGCUCGCCAGCCACUUGGCUGUUCGGCAUGAAUCCGGGCCAGGGACUGGGCUCCUCCUUCUCGACGCUGGCCGGCUCCGUGUCCGGCUGGUUCAACGAUCGCCUGGCCGCUGCCGGCCAGCAGCUGCCCGCCCUGCCCGGGCUGCCCGCCCUGGUCGACACGCCCGUUCGCGACAGCGCCACCACAACCACCACCAGCACCACCCAGCGUCCCGACAUCGUCGUCCGCCUCCAGCAGCGCCCGAACAGAAGGCGCGGCAAUCCCAAUGGCAUCAAUAAUCCCAAUGGCAUCCGGAAUGGCAAUCGCAACGGGAAUCGCAACGGCAAUCGCCACGGCAAUCUGAAUGGCAAUCGCAUCCAGCGUCCCAAUCGCUUCAACAAUCACCUCGACUCGCUCGAGUCGCUGGAGGAGUACGAUGAUGUGGACUACUACGGCGGCAAUCGCUACGACGAUGAGUUCUACGAUGAUGACGAUCAGGAGCUGAACGAUCGGGUGCAGAACGACGACGAGGACCAGUCGCUGGAGCAAAACGACGACGACGAGGAUGAGGAGGAGGAGCAGCUGGAUCAGCAGUCCGCUGAGGAGCAGCCGCAAAAGCAAAAGCAAAAGCCCAAGCAACGCCGCCGACCCGCCCAGACGCCGGUGGUGCGACGCAAGCAGCAGCAGCAGCUACAGCAGCUACAGCAGCAGCAGCAGCAGCAGCAGCGCCAGCAGACGUCACAGAUCAGGCGUGGCCAGCCGCUGGCGUUGCUGGAGCAGGCCGACGACGAGGAGGAGGACGAUGCGGACGCGGAAGUGGAGCUGGAGGAUGACGAUGACAGCGACACCGAGGAGACCUUCGAGCCGGUCAUCUAUAACAAUCAGGCCUCGCGCCGUUCUCAGAGCCAGCCCGGCUUCAUUCAGAGCAGCCAACAGAAUCUGAUCAACCAGAUACGCAGAUUCACCUUCGGACAGACGCCCGCCGAGAUCGGCAGCAAGUUCCGGCAAUCGCAGGCCACCCAGAGCCGCCCAGCCUCCAGAGCCGGCGUCCGUCGCCCGCAGCAGGCGACGCUGCUGGUGAAUCGCAACGGCCAGACGGUCUAUGUGGCGCCCGAGCUGCUCGGCCUGAGCCCCAACUAUCCCGGCUAUGGCUACGUGGCCACGGCCAGCAAGGUGCAGAAGCAGCGCGUGCCCCUCAGCCCCUACCCGCAGCCGCCGCUCACCGUGCCGCUGCGCCGCAAGGGCCGCCCCACCCAGUACAUCACGAUACCCUGGAGCCAGCUGGGCCUCUCCGCGCCGGACCGCCAGUCGGUGGUCUCGCUGGCCGAGGGCCUCCAGGCCCAGCCCCUGAUCCUCAACAUACCCGAGAGCGCCAUCAGCAGCAUCACUGCCACUGGACAGCAGCAGCAGCAGCAGCAGAAGAAGCGCMGGCGUCCGACCUUGACAGCAGCUGCAGUGCCUCUGCUGGCCGACGCCUCGCUCAUGGACAUCUUCCAGCCGCCGCAGAUUCCGCCCUCGCGCACCGGCUCCACCCCCGCCUCGAGCGGCAAGCCCAAGCCCAAGCCCAAGCCGGUGCUGAUCACCGCCAAGCCGGCUCAGGCUGGCGCCGGAAACGGCCUGCUGCCCACGCGCAUUCGCCCGGGCACGAUUGUGGAGAAGGCGCCCGCCAUGGACAACGGCGAGAAGACAACCCCGGCCCAAGCGUCCUCGGACGCGCCGAAGGAGCAGCCCGAGAAGCCAAUGGCCGAGGCGAUGCCCGUAGCCGCCGCCGAGAUGCCAAUGGCCAAUGCUGGCCCAGCCCCAGCCGAGCAGGAGUUCAUCAUUGUGGGCGACGAUGACGAGCCCGGCGUCUCGCGCCACGUGCAGCCGGUGUUUGGUGACGCGCGCUUCGUCUCCUACGGCGACUUCCAGCCGUACUUCGAUCUGGUGCAUCAGAAUCGACGCUUUGCGCUGCGCAAGGCGCGCCGUGCCCUGGACAUGGAGCUGGACUCGGAGCCGGAGUUGGAGCCGGAGCCGGAGUUGGAGCCGGAGUCGGAGCCGAGCACCUAA
Molecule: messenger RNA, 2652 nt
Organism: Drosophila arizonae
Lineage: Eukaryota; Metazoa; Arthropoda; Insecta; Diptera; Drosophilidae
Source: RefSeq, a predicted model, not a curated record